AUAUUAUUGCUGAAUAUAUAGUUAUAGUACAAUGAAUUUUUGAAAAUGUAUUCGAUUAUAUUUCUACAAUACAUUUUACAAAUUAACGAAACUACCUACUAAUAAAUUUCACCAGGAAACCGCAAUAUUUUCAAAAUUAUUUUACUUUGCUUGAGAAUAACUAACUUGGGAAUAAAUGAGGAUAAGAAUUACAGACGAUAUAGUCUUAAGCUGGAAGGACUUAACAGGAUAACAUAGAACGAGGAGGAGUAAUAUGGAAAAUUCUUUGGAAAAGAUGCUCUUGGAAGAACUUUCUUGUCCGGCAUGUUAUAAUUAUAUGUCACCUCCCAUAAAUCAGUGUCAAGAAGGUCACAGUAUUUGCCACGAAUGCUUCAAUCAAGUUAAGAUUUGUCCAACCUGCAGAGGAAAAAAAAGCGAAUCUUGUAGAAAUUAUUCCUUGGAGGCUAUUUAUAGAGUGUUGAACAUACCAUGCAGGAACCAAUUUCUAGGUUGCGAUUUUAUUUCUACUGGAGCUUAUAUCAACAAUCAUCAAAAAUAUUGUUGGUUUAGAAAAAAUAAAUGUCCUUUCUACAACUACGACAAUUGCCAUUGGGAAGAUUCUAUGAACAAUUUGAAAGACCAUCUGACGCGCGAACAUUCUAAUAAUUUUUAUCAAAAAGAAAGACAAAAAUUCGUAUCUCAAAAUUUUAAAAAAAUCAAAGGUUACCAUUACAUUUUCGCCAUCAUGUUUGCACAUGGAGUCUACUUCAGAUUAACUUGGGAAGUUCAAGAACCAGGAGGUCUGACGCGAUGGGCAGUUCAAUAUAUGGGUGAUCCAGCCGAAGCAGAGUUAUAUAGUUACAAACUAGAAAUCAAUAAAUUUAUAGAAUCCAAACAUUCACUAGUUCCUCUUACGUACAUUUCCACGUGUGAGGUAAAACCGGAAAAGGGUAAAUUCGAAAACCAUAGAUGUUUUUAUAUACACAAAUAUCAACUGGAUGAGUAUUGUUCCAGCAAAGGCGAUCUACACUACAAAAUUACAAUUUAUUCUUCAGAAAGCACCGAUGGACUUUCAGAUCCCAUAAAAGAAUUCGAACAGAAAUUGAAGCAGCGUAAAAAUAAUGCUUUAGCAGUUAUUAAAGAAGAAGAUUAGAAGAAAUUAAGACUUGCCAUUCAUAAUCAUCAAUAAUUAUCCGUUGAAAGUUUUAAAUUAUCUCCUUAUUAAUUAUGAUAUUUAUACUAUUAUUUAAUGCUGAAAAUAAUUUAUAUUUAGAUGUCUGACAUUAGUUUUAAAUAUCUUUGUAUAAUUAAAAAAUAACAAUUUUCAUCGAUUCUUUUAAACCUCGUGGAUUAGUAUUCUACACUUGGUAGUUUCUAGUCUUUCAUCGUCCAAUAUCUUCAAUUUCAGUAGCCAAAUUUGUUCCUUCUAUAAAGAUUUAUUACCUAAAAGAUUUUCCACACGAUUUCAUACAAAAUAUCCACGUUUGUUUUGGCAAAUGAAAAUUUCUUUUCUUGAUUGUUUGUAGUCUAGAUUGUCGACAAUCGAUUAUGUAUUUGGAGCGUUUCCACGAAAAAGUAUUUAUUUAUUGUACACUUUUUUGGCAACAGUAUCGUUAAUACUUUGAGCUAAAUACCCAUGUUCCAUUUUUUUCAAUUUAUACACUCAAAAACUCGAAAACAACUACUAGUCUCUGUAGUAGGAAAUUGAUUCAAUUCAUAUUGAAAGUGAUGACUACAUACAACUCAAAACCUCGAAGUAAGUCAUAUCUUCGAGUGGUGUUAUUUUAUUAUAAUUAUUUGCUUCAUCUAUCUCAUCCUCCGUUGUGCCAAAAUACCCAUUCUUACCCUUUGGUUUUGAAAAUUGUUAAACUGAACUGGUUUUGCAGAUGCAUCAAGAGUCGCCUCGAUCGUUUGGUACCAGAUGCUUUUCGGAUCGUUUUCAAAGAUAUAAACAUAAAUUUGGCAUUUAUGAAUCCCUCUUUUUGUUUCAAAUUGUUCAUCUGUAUUAAUUUCAUCAAAUUAUCGAAACGAAAUAGAUGUAAAUAUGCACUAUUUGAAGAAGUUUCGAAUGAUAGGUCGAUUCGAACGGAAAGUCUUGUUGAAGGUUUGGUAUACUUCAAAAUAGCUGAUUUUAUAAAAAUGCUCAAACAGCUUGUUGAUUAUUGGGUUAAAACAUUGCAACCAAUGAGAUAUAUUUCGAAUAUUCAGGUUUUCUCUUUGUAUGAUUAAUUAACAAAAUGAAAUUAAAAA
Messenger RNA from Diorhabda sublineata, 2229 nucleotides. Its product is annotated as E3 ubiquitin-protein ligase SIAH1-like. The coding region runs from base 254 to 1132 and encodes 292 amino acids. Gene Ontology annotation, biological process: multicellular organism development; proteasome-mediated ubiquitin-dependent protein catabolic process. NCBI's taxonomy places the organism in Eukaryota, Metazoa, Arthropoda, Insecta, Coleoptera, Chrysomelidae. Gene Ontology annotation, cellular component: cytoplasm. The transcript is spliced from 4 exons. The record is from RefSeq and is a predicted model, not a curated record. Gene Ontology annotation, molecular function: ubiquitin conjugating enzyme binding; zinc ion binding; ubiquitin protein ligase activity.